Molecule: messenger RNA, 375 nt
Organism: Pyrus x bretschneideri (Chinese white pear)
Lineage: Eukaryota; Viridiplantae; Streptophyta; Magnoliopsida; Rosales; Rosaceae
Product: alanine and glycine-rich protein-like
Exons: 2
Coding region: 1-375 (124 amino acids)
Source: RefSeq, a predicted model, not a curated record
AUGGUGGCACACAAGAGACGGCUGGACUUGAAAGUGGAGACCAUGAAGCGUGAAAUGAGGGCUGAAAUUAUGUUCGUGUUGAAGAAUGCUGAUGGAGACAUGAUAGGACCAAAUGGAGUUGAUGUGAUUCAAGUUUGUCUCAUUAGAAUUGAACUACGAACUGAUUUGGAAGGUUUUGUUGUGGUGCAGAAUAUUGGCAUGGAUGAUGAGAUUGGGUAUCAUCCAUGCAUGAUGAAUGUUACUGGCAUCAGGUUAGUGAUGGCACCUGGCGGCAGUGGAGGAGGCGGUGGUGGAGGAGGGGGUGGAGGCGGUGGAGGCAGUGGAGGUGGUGGUGGUGGUGGAGGUGGCGGUGGGGGAGGAGGGCCUGUAGGUUGA